Austrofundulus limnaeus is the source of this 1676-nucleotide messenger RNA. RefSeq lists its product as uncharacterized. Lineage: Eukaryota; Metazoa; Chordata; Actinopteri; Cyprinodontiformes; Rivulidae. The record is from RefSeq and is a predicted model, not a curated record.
UAUUGUCGGGAAGUGCAUUACUGUAACACACGGAACCAUUAAGGUUAUUGUUUCCAGCUGGUCGGUCCUCUAUUGUGGGUGGACCGCACGUCGCUGGUGUAACACGAGGUGCUGAGAAAAAAUUGUAAAGAAAUUCCAGCGAAUGUGAAUGGAAGAUGAGGAAUUCAGCAAAUGGCUAUUGAUGAAAAAAAUGGAAGSCCCAAAAGUGAAAGUUCUUGCUACAAUAUUCCUUGAUGGGAAGGAUGUCUGCAAGAAAGUCGUGAAAAUCCAAAAUGCUACAGAAUUAGUAGAUGCAAGCCGAUCACAAGUACCUCCUGAAGCAGAGGUGAGUCGAGUUUUGCACUACAAUACAGAGUUCAAUGAUUUUAUUGACUUUGAAAUGGACACAAACAUCAAAGAUUUAGACAAAUUCCAAAUACUCUUCAAGUUGGGUUGUCAGCAAGCCGGCGCACAAGCUGAAAGCACAUGUUUGCCUGCUGCCUUGCCAGACCCUGGGCUGUGCCUGUCCAGUUCUCUACAAGACAUUUCAGACGACAGGCUUACGGAGAGUGGAGUAACGGCACUAGAGGACCUCAUUCAAAAAAAGGCUCCAGCCAUUCUUUCAGAAUACAACAAAUCUGGCUCUAUAUCCUCAAAAAACAGAAUGCUUCUUGCUAGAGUGGCGGUCACCGACCUUGUGGAGAGUCGAGGAUUUUACCCAUCUACUGAUGACAAGUUGUGUCUUGCCAAGAAUAUUGUCUCCAUCUUUCCUAAACUCAUCGUCAAAAUCCAGGAUCAUAGUGAAGGAUAUGAACACUUUUAUGAUCCAGCCUCACACAGUGGUUUCAUUGAAAUGAAACUACAAAACCUUAGAAGAGAUCUAGAAGAAAGCCAGAGAAGAUACAGACGAAAGACAAAGUCAGGAGACCUUGUAACUCUGAUUGUGACCAACACGAAUGAGGACUUGAGUGAGUGGGUGACUCUGGCAAAGAGGAUGAAGCCCUCAUCUGAAAAUUUAGCAACAAUCAAGCAAGCCAUGGCCCAGACUUUCACACAGAGGAGGACAUGGAUUACAACACAKUCUCCAACCCUGACAGAGAUAUUUCAACAAUAUCCACGGUUCAUUGACAUGCCAUAUUUGUUUGAUGCAGACUUUGGAAAGAUGUUUGAAGGAAAGGUCGACAAUUUUCUUCGCAAAUGGGAGACGAACAUCAUCCCCAAGGUUCUGAAGAUUGCCUCCAGCGAGAUGUCUGAGAACUUGUCAACCUCUUCCUUGUCUGGAAACAAUGAUGAAAUGAUCUGCUUCAAAGCACUUCAGGCACUCACCCACCUUCUUCCACCAACCGCCUCAGGACAAGGGAAGGGAUGGAGUCACUGCAGUGUGAAAUCGGCCAUUUCCUUUAUGGUGGACUUCGCACCUUCUGGAACAAGCAUCGCAUCCUUGUUUGACAAUCCUGAUUCAUUUGUGAGGGCACAGCAACCUUACAUUCUAUGCCUGGGACAUCCAAGUGGAGCAACACAUCAGUAUGUUAUUGUGGAGAAGAGUGACAAGAUUGCCAUUCCACUUGGAGAUGAAGGCCUGACCUGCUCUCUUGACAAGGUGUUUAAGAUGUAUUGGGUCUGCAACCUUGCCUACCCUGUCCAACUGCUUCCUGUCUUCUCUUUCCUUGAGCACAUCUAUGAGGUUCCAGUAUCUG